Molecule: messenger RNA, 1485 nt
Organism: Siniperca chuatsi (mandarin fish)
Lineage: Eukaryota; Metazoa; Chordata; Actinopteri; Centrarchiformes; Sinipercidae
Product: four and a half LIM domains protein 2
Exons: 6
Coding region: 173-1012 (279 amino acids)
Cellular component (GO): Z disc; nucleus
Molecular function (GO): transcription coregulator activity
Source: RefSeq, a predicted model, not a curated record
CACACCCCUCCCCCUCAGUUGCCCCUCCAACCGUUUUCAAUUAGCCCCUGAUGGGUGGAGUAAUGCAAUCAGGAGUAACUACAGCUCACCCAGAGCCUCCUCUCUCAGUCUGCCCCAGACUCCGCACAGGCACACACUCCUCAGACAGGAAGGUGAGUGACCCUGGGUCAAAAUGACAGAGCGCUACGACUGCCACUACUGUAAGGAGUCCCUGUUUGGGAAGAAGUAUGUUUUGAGAGAGGAGAAUCCCUACUGUGUGAAAUGCUAUGAGAGCCUAUACUCCAACACCUGUGAGGAGUGCAAGAAGCCCAUUGGCUGCAACACCAGGGAUCUGUCCUACAAGGACCGUCACUGGCAUGAGGACUGUUUCAUGUGCUUCCAGUGCAAGCGCUCGCUGGUGGACAAGCCCUUCUCCACCAAGGAUGAACAGCUCCUCUGCACUGAGUGCUACUCCAAUGAGUAUUCCUCCAAGUGCCAUGACUGCAAGAAAACCAUCAUGCCAGGCUCCAGGAAGAUGGAGCACAAGGGGAACAGCUGGCAUGAGACGUGUUUCACCUGCCAGAGAUGCCAGCAGCCCAUUGGCACCAAGAGCUUCAUCCCUAAGGACAACCAUAACUUCUGUGUGCCCUGCUAUGAGAAGCAGUUUGCCAUGCAGUGUGUGCACUGCAAGAAGCCCAUCACCACUGGCGGGGUGACCUACCAUGACCAGCCCUGGCACAAGGACUGCUUCCUGUGCACUAGCUGCAAACAGCAGCUGUCUGGCCAGAGGUUUACCUCUAGAGAUGACUUUGCCUACUGUCUCAACUGCUUCUGCAACCUUUAUGCCAAGAAGUGUGCUUCCUGCACCACCCCCAUUAGUGGCCUUGGAGGCAGCAAGUACAUUUCCUUUGAGGAGCGCCAGUGGCACAAUGACUGCUUCAACUGUAAGAAGUGCUCCGUGUCCCUAGUUGGCCGUGGCUUCCUCACUGAACGCGAUGAUAUCCUGUGCCCAGAGUGCGGCAAGGACAUCUAAUUCAGUCUGUGGGACGACGGAUACAUCUGAUUGGAUGACCAUGUUAUGAUAGAGGAAUGACAGAUACAAAAAAUACUAUCAGAGCACAGAGCCUAGCAUCCUUACUACCUAGUAUUACUAUGAAUGUACAUUGUUUUAUGCCAUGAAAUACAAACUACUAACAGUGUUAUUUGAAUUUAGAAAGUUUAAGUUAAAUGUUCACUCUUUGAGAAAAAGUCCUUACUAAUAAAAUAACUGUUGGCAUGAAUGUAAAGACAUUUGCUUCUGAAAUAGCAACAUGUUUGCAGAUAGACACUGUAUGAAGCAUUUUGAAAUAAAUCUACAAUAUUUAUGUAGACUAUCCACUUUGAAGUGUAAUAAUAAUAAUAAUAAUAAUAAUAAUAAUAAUAAUAACUACUUUGUGCAUGGACUAGCUUGAUGCUGUUAUUAGUGGUUUUGUGAAUGAAUUCUGCUAAUUAAAUAUAUCAAAAUUG